Messenger RNA from Parathielavia appendiculata, 489 nucleotides. RefSeq lists its product as uncharacterized. The transcript has a single exon. The coding region runs from base 159 to 452 and encodes 97 amino acids. The record is from RefSeq and is a predicted model, not a curated record. Lineage: Eukaryota; Fungi; Ascomycota; Sordariomycetes; Sordariales; Chaetomiaceae.
GGUACUUACUGUGGACAGCAUCCUAUCGCAGUUUCACCAAGGACCAGAUUGAAUUCAAUGUCCCAGUCGGCCCGCCCGCCGUGCUGAGCCGUACAGGCCGCCGUGUAGCCUGCUGGACAGGCUAGUCCAGGCGAGUAGAAACCCCAACCUGCGAACGGAUGCUGUGGCGUUCCCGCGCGUGCCGUUGCCGGCGGUCAGCGGCCCAAGUAAUCAUGUGGUUGCCCACCUCCGCUGUCGUCGACGCAUCGUUGGCCUCUGUAGCCUUUGGUGCAGGUCGCGCAAUUCAGGACAUGCACGGUGCAGCUCGCUGGCAUGGACCAUGCUGUUGUGAUGGGGCCGAGCAAAGUCCCCGCGAGGCCGGUAAAAUCUCCCAUGGUUUGCAGGCAGGACAACAGAGGGACGAAAAUAAGAGAUGUGUUAGAUUCAUCACGCGUCUGGGGUCUGUUGGAUAAGUACCUGUAGCUUUGCCUGGGAAAUUUAGUGUUUUUG